GGCGGGCGUAGUGGAUUUUCAAGGUGGAACACAUUCUCCCAUAGUUAUCAAGCUGCUGACAACAAAACACAGAAAAAUGUCGAAAAUGUCGGCAGAAUUGCUUCUCUCUCCACCACAGAUGUCGCGUCCAAGGGAACGAGUGUUGUAGAAGCAAGAUAUGGAUUCCAGCCUUCCAUGUUUGAUCUUCUUCAUCCUGACUGGCGUGACCCCAUGCUUUGGAGACAAGCACAAUGACACUUGCCAUCAUGACUAUUGCGUCCUUGGAGCUGGACCUGCAGGACUGCAGAUGGGGUACUUCCUCUCCAAAGCUAAAAGAGACUACAUAAUCUUGGAGAGGAACUCAGAACCGGGCGGCUUCUUCCACAAAUAUCCCAGGCACAGGAAACUCAUCAGCAUUAAUAAGAUCCACACUGGACGGCAGAACAGAGAGUUCAACCUGCGCCAUGAUUGGAACUCCUUGCUGAGUGAUAAACCUGACCUCCUGUUCAGGCAAGUGAGCAGUGACUUUUACCCGCCAGCUGAUGCCUUCCCGCUUUACCUGUCCAUGUUUGAGAGGGAGCUCGGGCUGAGGGUCACAUAUGGCGUGGAUAUUGGAAGGAUCAGGGCUGUGAUGUCAUCAACAAGCAGGAGUUACAUCCUAACUGACCAACAUGCAAAGGAUUACACAUGCAGUGUUCUCCUGGUGGCUACCGGUCUGUGGGUUCCUCAGGAGGUAGAGUUUGUCGGUUCUGACCUGGUGGAGGGCUACGAAUCUAUCUCCACCAACCCAGAGGACUAUAAGAACCAGGCGGUACUGAUUCUGGGCAAAGGGAACUCUGCUUUUGAAACAGCGCAGAGCAUCUUGGGGAAAGCUAGUCGGAUCCACAUGGUCAGUAGCAGCCCUGUUCGACUGGCUUGGCAAACACAUUACGUUGGCGACCUCAGGGCUGUGAAUAAUGAGCUCAUAGACACGUACCAGCUAAAGUCCCUUGAUGGGUUGGUAGAAGCCAGCCUCGAACGAAUAGUGAUCGUUCGACAAAAGGAUGAAGGCAGGAGGAAAUCAAGCAGAAAAUCUGGCAAAGAGGAGAAGAGACGGUUGUAUGUGACGUUAAAUAAGUACAUACAAAAGCAGUCCGAGAAGAACAGUUCGGAUGUGACAGCAGAAGAGUUACUUGGAUAUCACAUCGACAACUUCUCCAUGCGGAAACCCUAUGACCGAGUGAUUCGAUGCCUUGGCUUUCGAUUCAACUUCAGCAUAUUUGACAGCUCUGCCUGCCCACCCAACAGUGAGAAUGCAAGAGGGAGAUUGCCAAGGGUGACAGCCUGGUAUGAAGGUUAUGAUACUCCUAAUUUAUUUGUAAUUGGAGCUGCUGCGCACUCCAGAGACUACCGCUCAUCAGCUGGUGGUUUUGUUCAUGGAUUUCGCUAUACAGUGCGAGCUGUACAUCAUGUGCUUGAACACCGCUACCAUGGGGCACUGUGGCCAUCUACAAAACUGUUGACAACACAGCUGCUGUCUGCAGUUCUGAAGCGGGUGGGCGAGGCCUCUGGGCCCUACCAGAUGUUUGAGAUGCUUGGAGACGUGAUUUUGUUGGGAGGAUCUCACUGCCAAUAUGUGGAGGAAUUCCCACUCCAGGCCUUGCCGCAGUUCUUGUCUCUGUCGGGCCACGAGGUGUCCGAGCAUGGACUCGUGGUUCUAGUGAUGCAGUAUGGGAAGAAGAAGAUCGACUAUUUGGGACAAGGCCGGGCAGUAACAGAUUGGACCAAAGCUUGGAAAUCCAACUUUUUACACCCAGUUUUAUAUUACUAUGACACACUUCCUACUGAGGAAGAGAUGAAGCGCCGUCCCCACAGGUGGCCUUUGCCAAGGCCUAAGGCAAUUCAUCACAUGGUUGAGGACUUCCUCACUGAGUGGGAUGCUCCCAUAUCUCACAUCCAGCCUUUGCGCCGCUUCCUGGAACACUGUGUCCACACUGACCUCAGAUCCUUCUAUGCAGAAUCAUGUUUCCGCUUAUCCCUCACCCACCGGAAGCCUCCGCUGUUUUGCCGCCAAGGAUACUUGAAGCAGCAAGGCGUUGUUCACAGUAAACUGCCGCACUUUCGUUACACUGAAACUUUGCCUGGUGAGCAGCAUGCGGACACAUCUGGGGCUGAUGCUGCAUUCCCUAACUACCUGGCACAAGCUGGAGCCUCCAUGUCAUCAGGAAUAAAACUUGACCUAUGAUUGUUUUUGAAUGUCCGUUUAAGCUAUGUCUGUCACACCAUUCGGGUCUCAGGCCUGCUACCUCCAGCACCUACAAAUCCAGAUAAACCCCUCUACAGACCACUGGUUCCUCACCAAUCUGAUCCUUCAAUUUGUCACUCAUCGCCAAAGCGUAAAUGUUAAUCACUUGAAUUGUUCUGCCAAAGAAUGAUUGCCGUUGCUUUAAUUUUCAUGUAGUAAUCCUUUAUUUGUGGCACAGUGGGGCAAUACAAUAUUGUCAAAUGUCACUAAAAACAGCAAACAAGCAACAGAAAGCCUACUUUGCCUCAUAGCCUUAUCAUAACACCUACCUUAGAUGGAAACCAUUGCUUGCUACUGGAGAGAAACAUGUCCUUUGUAAACGUGUAUUGUACAGUAUAUUAAAAGUGUUCUCCUUUUA
Messenger RNA from Dunckerocampus dactyliophorus (ringed pipefish), 2621 nucleotides. RefSeq names its product FAD-dependent oxidoreductase domain containing 2 (gene foxred2). The record is from RefSeq and is a predicted model, not a curated record. NCBI's taxonomy places the organism in Eukaryota, Metazoa, Chordata, Actinopteri, Syngnathiformes, Syngnathidae. The coding region runs from base 158 to 2203 and encodes 681 amino acids. The transcript has 10 exons. Gene Ontology annotation, molecular function: monooxygenase activity; flavin adenine dinucleotide binding.